Molecule: messenger RNA, 504 nt
Organism: Onychomys torridus (southern grasshopper mouse)
Lineage: Eukaryota; Metazoa; Chordata; Mammalia; Rodentia; Cricetidae
Gene: Zg16
Product: zymogen granule protein 16
Exons: 3
Coding region: 1-504 (167 amino acids)
Source: RefSeq, a predicted model, not a curated record
AUGUUGGCCAUCAUUCUUUUAGCCCUUCUUUGUGCCUCGGCCUCCGGCAAUGCCAUUCAGUCCAGGUCCUCCUCCUACAGCGGGGAAUACGGAGGUAAAGGAGGGAAGCGAUUCUCUCAUUCUGGCAACCAGCUAGACGGUCCCAUCACGGCCAUCCGUGUCCGAGCCAAUUCACGCUACAUAGUGGGGCUCCAGGUGCGCUACGGCACACAGUGGAGUGACUAUGUGGGUGGCACACAGGGAGACCUGGAGGAGAUCUUUCUGCACCCCGGGGAAUCCGUGAUCCAGGUGUCUGGCAAGUACAGGUACUAUGUGAAGAAGCUGGUCUUCGUGACAGACAAAGGCCGCCAGCUGCCUUUCGGAAAAGAUUCAGGCACAAGUUUCAACGCUGUUCCCCUGCACCCCAACACCGUCCUCCGUUUCAUUAGUGGCCGGUCUGGCUCUGUCAUUGAUUCCAUUAGCUUCCACUGGGAUGUCUACCCUAGCCACUGCAACACUUGCUGA